This is a messenger RNA of Helicoverpa zea (corn earworm), 1635 nucleotides long. RefSeq names its product pyruvate kinase-like. Gene Ontology annotation, biological process: glycolytic process. The record is from RefSeq and is a predicted model, not a curated record. Gene Ontology annotation, cellular component: cytoplasm. Lineage: Eukaryota; Metazoa; Arthropoda; Insecta; Lepidoptera; Noctuidae. The coding region runs from base 1 to 1635 and encodes 544 amino acids. The transcript has 9 exons. Gene Ontology annotation, molecular function: potassium ion binding; pyruvate kinase activity; magnesium ion binding.
AUGGUCUGGCCAACAGAACAUGAUAUUAAACUUGCUGAAUAUGACGCUAUGGAGUUACCAGGGCAGCAGCUAUCUGCAGCACAUGCGUACACCCCACUGGACCAUGUUCUGAACUUAGACAUCAAAGCUCCACCGGCUUGUACGCGUCUUACGGGAAUUGUUGCAUCCAUGGGAAAGUCAACAUAUGACGUUGAAAUUCUGGAAAAGAUGAUAGGAGCGGGUAUGAACACAGCAAUGCUUAAUAUGAACUUUGGUUCAAGAGAAGAGCAUGUGGAAUGUAUAAAAAUGCUGCGAAUUGCUGCCAAAAACUUCAGCAUCAAAAUGGGCAAGAACUAUCCUUUAUCGAUAGCUAUGAGGCUUUCCGGCAGAAAGAUCAGAACUGGACGCAUCGCUGAGACUUUCGGUGAAUCGGUCGAAUUAAAACCUGGCGAGGUUGUAAGAUUAACUACGGAUGAAACAUACAAAGAACGUUGUUCCACAUACACGGUAUAUGUAGAUUUCAUGUCUUUCGCCGAACAAAUGAAUAAAGGAGAUUUUAUUUUAUUGGACAAUGAGACGAUCAUGUUGAAAGUAGAAAUGAUUUCAUCAACAACGUUAACGUGUAAAAUUGAACGAGGAGGAGUUUUAGGAUCCUAUAAAGACGUUUUUGUGCCUAACGUCAUAUUGAAUAUGCCAAAUUAUACUGAGAAAGACAAACUUGAUAUUGAAAUGGCAAUUAAUAACCAGGUCGAUGUUAUUAUUGCGUCAUUUGUAAACACUGCCAGCUGUAUCCUGGAAUUAAGAGCUAUAUUAGGAGAUAAGGGCAAAAAACUGGCUGUCGUAGCAAAUAUACAAACAGUUGAAGGAUUUCGUAAUUUUGACUCCAUAAUGCUGGAAGCAAAUGGUGUAAUGAUAUCGCGACAAGAACUAGGAUCUGAUAUCACUCCAAAGAAACUAGUCAUAGCACAGAAGAAUAUGAUUGCUCGAGCUAACAGAGUGAAUUGUCCAAUCUGUGUGAGUGCUCACAUUCUGAGCAGCAUGAGAUUCAAAAAGAUUCCUCUACGAGCUGAACUUCUGGACAUUGCUAACUGCAUCCUGGACGGUGUUGAUAGCCUGGUACUUUGCGCCGAAACAGCUGUAGGUCAAUACCCAGUGGAAGCAGUUGCAGUUAUGAGCAAUACUUGUAAAGAAGCAGAGGCUUGUGUUUGGACUAAGCAAGUUUUUUAUGAUUUUAUUGACAAGACGCCAUUACCAUGUGACCAAUCAACGGGUGCUGCAAUGGCAGGAGUGUUAGCAGCACAAAGGUCUAUAGCGGCGGCUAUAAUCGUUGUGACUACUUCUGGCAAAUCAGCUCAGACAGUUGCAAAGUUCAGGCCUCGUUGUCCUAUACUAGCGGUAACAAGAUACGCUAUGGUGGCACGCCAACUUCACAUGUGGAGAGGAAUUGUCCCCAUUAUUUAUGAAGAUGCUCCAGAAACGGAGUGGGCAGCGGACCUCGAGAAACGUGUAAAUUUCGUUAUCAAAUGGUCUAUCGAGAGAGGGUUUAUAAGGAUCGGCGAUCCGAUAGUCAUCGUAUCUGGAUGGAGACAAGGAUCGGGGUUCACGAACACUAUGCGAGUGGUUUAUGCCACUGCCGAUACCAUCACCGUAUUGUAA